AUGGCGUCCGCGGGGUCGAACACCAUUAAGGUGGUGGCCAGAUUCCGACCUCAGAACAAGGUGGAGUUGAGCUCGGGUGGAACCCCAAUUGUCGAGUUCGAAAGCGAGGAGUCAUGUCGUAUCAAUUCCAAAGAAGGAACUGGUACCUUCACCUUUGACCGCGUGUUUCCGAUGGACUCUCUCCAAGCCGACAUCUUCGAUUUCUCAAUCAGGCCUACUGUCGACGAUAUUCUCCAAGGAUACAACGGAACGGUGUUUGCGUACGGUCAAACGGGUGCCGGAAAGUCGUACACAAUGAUGGGUUCUGAUAUCGACGACGAGGCCGGAAAGGGUGUGAUUCCUCGUAUUGUGGAGCAGAUUUUCGCGAAUAUCCUGACGAGCCCAAGCAGUAUGGAAUAUACGGUGCGGGUCAGUUACAUGGAAAUCUAUAUGGAGCGCAUUCGGGAUCUUUUGGUGCCGCAAAACGACAACCUACCCGUCCACGAGGAAAAGGCCCGCGGCGUCUAUGUCAAGGGUCUAUUGGAGGUCUACGUGUCUAGCGUCCAGGAGGUCUAUGAGGUGAUGCGGCGCGGUGGAAACGCACGAGCCGUGGCGGCUACCAACAUGAACCAGGAGUCGUCCCGUUCGCACUCAAUAUUCGUCAUUACGGUUGCUCAAAAGAACCUCGAGACGGGUUCUUCCAAGAGCGGUCAACUGUUCUUGGUCGAUUUGGCAGGUAGUGAGAAAGUCGGCAAGACCGGAGCCAGUGGACAGACCCUCGAAGAAGCCAAAAAGAUCAACAAGAGUUUGAGUGCGCUUGGAAUGGUCAUCAAUGCACUGACGGACGGAAAAUCAAGCCAUAUCCCAUACCGUGACUCGAAGCUGACGCGGAUUCUGCAAGAAUCGCUCGGUGGUAACUCUCGCACGACGUUGAUUAUCAACGCCUCCCCCAGUAGUUACAACGACGCAGAGACCAUCUCAACUUUGCGCUUCGGUGUACGAGCGAAGGCGAUUAAGAACAAGGCAAAGGUCAACGCGGAGUUGAGCCCGGCCGAGCUGAAGAUACUGCUUCGCAAAGCGCAGACCCAGGUCACCAACUUCGAGACAUACAUAUCCGCCCUCGAAUCCGAGGUCAACACUUGGCGCGGUGGUGAAAGUGUCCCUAAAGAACAAUGGACUCCUGCCAGGAGCAGUGAGCUUCGACGCCGUCCCGGCUGCAGGAGACCGCUCGAGCCGAAACCCCUCGGCCUGACUCCCGAUUUGGAGAACGGUCCAGCACCCCCCAGCCUGGUGCUGGAAAAGGAUGAGCGGGAAGAGUUUCUGCGCCGUGAGAAUGAGCUCCAAGAUCAGCUCGCCGAGAAGGAGACUCACAUCGCGAAUGUCGAGCGUAGCCUCCGUGAAGCUCGUGAAGAGCUCAAGUCAAUCAAAGGAGACGCUGGACGAUCAGGCAAGGACAACGAACGCCUGAACACCGAAGUCAAUGAACUCCGCAUGCAGCUCGAGAAGGUGUCGUAUGAAGGCAAAGAGGCCGCGAUCACUAUGGACGGUCUGCGCGAGGCCAAUGCUGAGUUGACCAGCGAACUCGAUGAGGUGAAACAACAGCUGCUGGACGUUCGCAUGCGAGCCAAGGAGACUACGGCCGCGCUCGACGAAAAAGAGAAAAAGAAGGCCGAAAAGAUGGCCAAGAUGAUGGCCGGGUUUGACCUAGGCGGUGAUGUGUUCUCGGAUAACGAGCGCAAGUUGCAAGACCUGAUUCAGCGGGUUGAUGCUUUGCAUGAAAUCAGCUCUGCCGGAGAGCCCAUUGCCCCUGAUGAUUUGACGAUGAACGACCGCGGAGACUUCAGCGAGCUGCAGGACAGCCGCCGGGCUGAGCUGGAGAAGAGGCUCGACGAGGUCCAGCGUGAAUACGAGGGCCUUCUGAGUCGCAACCUGGGCGAGGCUGACGUGGAGGAGAUCCGGGAGCGACUGGAAAAGUCCUUCAUCAGCCGUAAGGAUGCAGAGACUGCGGCUGUCGAGGAACUGCGCACCCAGAUUGCCCGAAAGGACGAGGAGUUGACUAAAUUACGCCAGUCUCUUGUUGAUACCGAAUCCCGGACGUCAACAAACGGCGCUGCAAGCAAGACAUUGCACCAGCAGAUCGCCGAGUUUGAUGCCAUGAAGAAAUCUCUGAUGCGGGAUCUGCAGAACCGUUGCGAGCGAGUGGUCGAACUUGAGAUUUCUCUGGACGAUGCCCGAGAGCAGUACAACAAUGUCCUGCGAUCAUCCAAUAAUCGGGCCCAGCAGAAGAAAAUGGCGUUCUUGGAACGCAACCUUGAGCAGCUCACGCACGUCCAGCGCCAGCUUGUGGAACAGAACAGUAGCCUGAAGAAGGAGGUUGCCAUCGCCGAACGGAAGUUGAUCGCUCGAAAUGAGCGCAUUGCCAGCCUGGAGGGCCUGCUGCAGGAAAGCCAAGAAAAGCUGACCCAAGCCAAUCAUCGAUUUGAGGCACAGCUCACAGCCGUGAAAGAGCGAUUGGAGGCCGCGAAGCAAGGGUCCACCCGCGGGCUCCCAGCCAUGGAUGGCAAUGGGAGUUUCAGCUUUGGAGGGUCUCGCAUUGCGAAACCUUUACGUGGCGGGGGCGGCUCGGACGGACCAACGAAUGUCAACAUCGCCGGCGUACAAUCGCAGGAGACGGCCAGCAAACGUUCCAGCUGGUUCUCCAACCGCAAAUGA
Molecule: messenger RNA, 2691 nt
Organism: Penicillium chermesinum
Lineage: Eukaryota; Fungi; Ascomycota; Eurotiomycetes; Eurotiales; Aspergillaceae
Product: putative kinesin family protein (KinA)
Exons: 7
Coding region: 1-2691 (896 amino acids)
Biological process (GO): microtubule-based movement
Molecular function (GO): ATP binding; microtubule binding; microtubule motor activity
Source: RefSeq, a predicted model, not a curated record